This is a messenger RNA of Nannospalax galili (Upper Galilee mountains blind mole rat), 1533 nucleotides long. It is a transcript of the gene Pglyrp4, whose product is annotated as peptidoglycan recognition protein 4. NCBI's taxonomy places the organism in Eukaryota, Metazoa, Chordata, Mammalia, Rodentia, Spalacidae. Gene Ontology annotation, molecular function: zinc ion binding; N-acetylmuramoyl-L-alanine amidase activity. The record is from RefSeq and is a predicted model, not a curated record. The transcript has 8 exons. Gene Ontology annotation, biological process: peptidoglycan catabolic process. The coding region runs from base 1 to 1125 and encodes 374 amino acids.
AUGUUGCCCUGGCUUCUUGUCUUUUCCGCCCUGGUUCUCCCACCAUGGAGUGUUUCUUCCUGGGACAAAACAAAAACUAAAGAGGUGUCAGAGGGGCUGCAGUACCUGCUCGGCAACAUCUCCCAGCUCAUUGAGAAGGGCAAACUAGGUCUCGAUGAUGUCUUCACCAUGGUCUCUCGUGAGGAAUGGGGGGCAGAAGCCAUUGGCUGCAGCUCCCAGCUGAGCCGGCCAGUGGACAUCCUUGUCACACACCAUGUCCCUGGACUGGAGUGCCACAACCACACGGUCUGUAGUCAGAGGCUUCGGGAACUGCAGGCCUAUCACAUCCACAACAGCUGGUGUGAUGUGGCCUACAAUGUCCUGGUUGGGGAUGACGGCAGGGUAUAUGAAGGUGUUGGUUGGAAUGUCCAAGGCUCACACACCCGGGGCUACAACAACAUCUCCCUGGGUGUUGCCUUCUUCGGCACCAAGGAAGGCCAUAGUCCGAGCCCUGCUGCCCUGUCAGCCAUGAAGGGGCUAAUCUCUUACGCUGUGCAGAAGGGCCACUUGUCAUCCAGGUACAUCCAGCCUCUUCUUUUGAAAGGUGAAAACUGCCUGGUUCCUCCACAGAAGGAAAGACAAAAAAAAGCUUGCCCCCACAUUGUCCCACGAUCUGCUUGGGAGGCCAGAGAGGCCCGCUGCUCCAACAUGACACUCCCUGUGAAGUAUGCCAUUAUCCUCCACACUGGUGGGAGAACCUGCAGCAAGCCAGAUGAGUGCCGUAUGCUGCUCCGAGAUCUCCAGUCUUACUUCAUGGACAAGCUGAAUGCAUGUGACAUCGGAUAUAACUUCCUUGUGGGCCAGGAUGGUGGUAUUUAUGAAGGGGUGGGCUGGAGUGUCCAGGGCUCCCGCACCACUGGAUACAAUGACAUUGCCUUGAGCAUCUCCUUCAUGGGCAUCUUCUCUGGUUCUCCACCCAAUGCUGCUGCCUUGGAGGCAGCCCAGAACCUGAUCCAGUGUGCCAUGGUCAAGGGGUACUUGACUCGCAACUACCUGCUGAUGGGUCACAGUGAUGUGACCAACACUCUGUCUCCUGGGCAGGCAUUGUACAACAUCAUCAAGACGUGGCCUCACUUCAAGCACUGAGGGAGGCCCAGCCCCUUCUGAGGCUGCUCUUCUCCUGCUGGGUCUCUGUUCUCACCUCCCACCAGAGCUUAGUACGUCUGUCCUCUCCCCUCACAGCUUCACCUAGUUCUUUCCCAGGACUGGAUGAUCAUGUCCUGUCCUGCUGAUAUCUUCCACUGUUGCCCAAGCUUCCACUCAUAAUCCUCUGAGUGUGAAUGCAGUCUCUUCUCUCCCUGUGCUUCUCUCCCCUGGGCACUCAUCUGCCCAGCUGGGUGAGGUAAUGGGCUGACUCUUCUCAUACCUCUCUUUCCCUAGUUACUUGUCCUCUACCUGGUGCACAGUCACCUGUGGUCUGCUUGGCAGCCCCCAGUGCUCAUCUGUGGCCCAGGCAGUGGUCCAGUGAGCAUGUGUGAGGCUCUAGGCUCAAUC